UCAUUCGCGUUGUUUUGGUUUCUCACGUGUGCUAGCACGCACAGGGCACAAUGUGUUGUUAAACUUUCCCCGGUUACGCUAUUACAAUUUUUUUGCAUUUCGUGUGUCUUUAUUAGUCUUGAUAAGGUUUCUGUUGGUGUUAUUAAGUUGCAGCCCUUGAAACGAAGGAAAAAGAAACGGAAGACGCUAGCUAGCUAAGCAUUAUGGCUGCCUUCGUGGAGCUCGUAGCUGGCUGCUACGAGCAAGUUGUUUUUGGUUACAGUGUUCGAACUGACCAAAAGGAGUGGACGGCCAAGGCGGACUUUACCCAUCACGCACACAUGGCGUCCGUGUCUGCCGUGGCGGCCAGCAACAGGUUUGUGGUGACAGGCAGCAAAGACGAGACCAUCCUCUUGUAUGACAUGAACAAGAAGGUGGAACACGGCUCUCUGCUGCACCACGACGGUUCCAUCACCUGCCUGGAGUUUCACGGGACGACGCAUCUGAUGAGCGGGGGAGAAGACGGACUUUUGUGUGUGUGGAGCACCAAGAAGUGGGAGUGCCUCAAGUCCAUCAAAGCGCACAAGGGUCACGUGACAUCGCUCUCUGUACAUCCAUCCGGCAAACUUGCACUGACGGUUGGAACUGACAAAACACUGCGCACAUGGAAUCUCAUUAAUGGAAGAUCAGCUUUCAUCAAAAACAUCAAACAAAAUGCACACAUCGUCCGCUGGUCUCCCGACGGCGAUAAAUACGUGGUGGUCAUCCAGGACCAGCUCAACCUUUACGACUUGCAGACAGCCUCCCUGACCAGCACGCUCAAAAAUCCCAAGAGAAUCUCGGCCAUCAAUUUCUUGAAUAACUCCAUUCUGGCUGUCGCUGGUGACGAUGAAACAGUGCGAUUAUGUGAUCUUGCCAAGGGGGAGUGGGUGUGUGAGUUCAAGGCGCAUGAAACCAGGGUAAAAGCGGUGGAAAGUUUCAAGAUAGACGACGACUGCAUUUUGGUCACAGCGUCCAACGACGGCUUCAUCAAAAUGUGGAAGCUCCAUCUCAACCAGGAGCUGGAAUGUCCCAUCCUCUUGGGGGAAGUGAACACUGCGGCCAGGCUGACGUGUCUAGCCGUGUGGAAACCUUCAACGCCGCGGCAGACCGCAGAAGACGAGAAAGGAGGCGAGGCCGCAGCCACGUCACAAGAGUUGGCUAAGGCACUUUUGAAGACAAAGCGAGUGCGUAUCUUCACACACGAAGAAGUCCUUUUGGAAGAUGAAAGCAAACCGAAGAAGAAGAAGAAGAAAAAGCUUGGCGGGAAGCAGCAAGAAGCGAAAUAAAGUUGUUUUUUUUAUGUCAAAUGUGUGAGUGCUUUGGAUGGACAAAAAUAUUGCAGGUCUGAAGUCUGGAGAGAUAAAAUUUUUGCAUCUGGAUUUGUCAUCAGCCUUCAUCUUUCAUGUUUACCUGUUAAAGCUAGUGUCAGCUAACAAAACGACAGCAUAGCUAACGUUAGCAGAUAGCCAAAUGCAAGAGUAACGUGUGUUCAAAAACAAAUGUGGCUAUACUCUCCUAAAAAGGAACAUUUUCAUGUAACAUUAAAAUUAUUGCCACCAUUUUUCAACAACACUUGAUAUUAUUGUCAUUAUUUGCUAUUUAAAGCUGGACUUAUUUUCAUGACUGUCAUGUUCAUCUUCACAAGAGUGAUAUUCUGUCAUGAAUAAAACUUUGAAGAAAGCUCUUUUAAAACAUAGACAAGUACUCCUGUUCUAAAAGUUUGUUUCCUUGACUUGGCAAUGAUCAUGUAAGGACAUCACAUCUUUUUAAUUUUAUGUUGACCACUGCUGUGGUUCUUGUUUGAUUUUAUAUCCCAACACUUAGACAUCUAUGCACAAUGCUACAGACUCUUGGAAUAAUCUAAAUAAUUUCUUGACCUACUACGCUUCUUUAUUUCAAUUCAUUAAACAAUUGUAGACAGACUAAACCUGGUUUCAAAGUUGACCAGAGAUUAACCAUUUUAAAAUAUUGAAAGAAAAUUGAUAACCUUACUGUUGUUCUAAUACAGUUGUUCUUAACCUUGCAGUUUUAGCUCUUAUACAGUGGUACCUCUACUUAUGAAUGUCUCUACAUACAGAAUUUUCAGUUUAAGACACGCCUCAAUGGGAAAAUAUUGCCUCUUGUUACGAAGAAAGUUCUGGAUAAGAAAGGCAAAAAUUGCUGGUACUCGCAUCUCCCAGAGUUUACUGAACGUAACAUAGCUGCACUGCCAUUGGAUAUUACCAAGCAUCUUGCUAGCAUCCAACUGGCUAAGAGGGACGUCUAGUGUACUGGUAUGUGUAUAUCGUAGCAUCCUCUUCAUUUGCCCCUCUUGUUCUAACAGCUUUACUUAAGUGUAUUAACUUUUAUUCUUUAUUCUGUUUUUGUCAUGAUAACUUUUUUUUUUUUUUUUAAAUGCAAUAAUCUAAUUGUAACAGGUAUUUGUUGCAUUUUUUAAUUCAUUUUCAUGCAUUAUAAAAAAUUGU
Molecule: messenger RNA, 2486 nt
Organism: Corythoichthys intestinalis (scribbled pipefish)
Lineage: Eukaryota; Metazoa; Chordata; Actinopteri; Syngnathiformes; Syngnathidae
Gene: pak1ip1
Product: PAK1 interacting protein 1
Exons: 10
Coding region: 204-1307 (367 amino acids)
Molecular function (GO): protein binding
Source: RefSeq, a predicted model, not a curated record